Molecule: messenger RNA, 885 nt
Organism: Tinamus guttatus (white-throated tinamou)
Lineage: Eukaryota; Metazoa; Chordata; Aves; Tinamiformes; Tinamidae
Source: RefSeq, a predicted model, not a curated record
AUGGAAAGCAGGCCCACCUGGCUCCUGGCAUGCCAUGAGCGGUGGGAGUUCUCCCUGGGGACGCGGCUCUGCCGGCAGCUCGGCUACCUCAGGUGCGUGGUGCUGCCAGGGGCUGAGGGCCCAGGCGAUGGGAGCCUGGCAGCUGUGCUGUCACGCUGCAGGAUGAGCCACCAGAAGGCGGUGAACGUGACAGACGUCCGGCUGGAUGGCGCGCAGCAGUUCGCCCAGAUAAGACCUGAGCAGGGCAGCCGUCUGCAAGACAUGUGGCAGGUCAGACGGCGGCGGGAGGCCUCCGGCUGGCUGGUGUUUGCUGGUGUGGUUGCCCACGGUGCGUUCGGGCAAGAGGCAGGGACAACGGUGGAGAAAAUUAUCUAUCACUCGCUUUACGAUGACAAAACUCUUGACUACGACAUCGCCCUGAUGAAGCUCCAAGUCCCCUUGAACUUCUCGGACGCUGUGCGCGCCGUGUGCCUGCCGCCUGCCCGCCAGGACCUCCUCCAGGGCUCCUACUGCUGGGUGUCUGGCUGGGGCUACACCAGCCCCGAGCAAGCGCAGGUUACCGAGACACUGAAGGAAGCUCUGGUGCCUUUGAUCGGCACCAAGCGGUGCAACAGCUCGUGCAUGUACGCGGGCGAGCUCACUGCCAGGAUGCUGUGCGCCGGCUACCCGCACGGGCAGAUCGAUGCCUGCCAGGGGGACAGCGGCGGCCCGCUGGUUUGCCAGGAUGGACCCACGUGGCGCUUAGUUGGCAUCGUGAGCUGGGGUCAGGGCUGUGGGGAGCCCAACCACCCGGGCGUUUACACUAACGUGGCUCAGCUGCUGCCCUGGAUUCACCACAUCACCGAGGUAAGCCGCAGCAAGCGGGCAAAAAGGUGGAACACAUAG